CCACCUGGGUGUGGUGUGUGGGGUGUAGGGUGGCCACACUGCCACACCCAUCCUCAUGGUCUCCAAGGGCAGCAGCACUAGGCUGGGUACAGAAAGGCAUCCAUCCCCUGCACAGGCAGACAGAUGGACUCGGCCAGCUAGGCCGGAGCCUAUGCCGGUCUCCACCAGGAAUUGCAGAGGUGGGGGUGGGGGAGCAGCCAUUCAGCCUCCGCCUAAGUGGCUUUUAGGGGCAGCUGCUGGGGUGUGGGCACCCAGGGGGCCAUGUCCCAGGAGGCUGCCCAGAGGCAGGCCCUGCUCUUGGGUGGGGCCUGGGGAGCCCAGACCAAGGGCACUGGAGAGAGGACAGAGAGGGCAGGACUGAGCCAAGCCUGCUUUUCCUGCACACAUGGGGAAUUGUCUUGGCUGGCUGGGCCUGAGCCCUGGGUACCAGCCUCGCACAAGCCUGGGAUUGCGAAGUCACAGGCCAGACCUGGGUGGACUGGAACACAGGUGGUGCAGAGGAUCAGGGCUGUGGAGGGGCGCACGCAGCUGCUGGUGGUGGACGAGGACACGGAUGCGGAGCUGCGCCGGCGGCAGCUGACCUGCACUGAGGAGAUGGCCCAGCGGGGGCUCCCCCCGGCCCACGACCCCUGGGAGCCCAAGCCAGACUGGGCACGUGCGGGCAGCCUGGGUUCUGAUGCUGGCAAGAAGGAUGUCAAUGGGUCCCCAAGGGAGCUGCGCCCUCGGCUCUGCCAUCUGCGAAAGGGACCUCAGGGCUAUGGGUUCAACCUGCACAGUGACAAGUCCCGGCCCGGCCAGUACAUCCGCUCCGUGGACCCAGGCUCACCCGCUGCCCACUCUGGCCUCCGAGCCCAGGACCGACUCAUUGAGGUGAACGGGCAGAAUGUGGAGGGGCUGCGCCACGCUGAGGUCGUCGCCAGCAUCAAGGCGCGGGAGGACGAGGCCCGGCUGCUGGUGGUGGACCCUGAGACAGACGAGCACUUCAAGCGGCUUCGGGCCACGCCCACCUCGGAGCACGUGGAAGGUCCACUGCCGUCACCAGUCACCAACGGGACCAGCCCUGCCCAGCUCAACGGGGGCUCAGCCUGCUCAUCCCGAAGUGACCUGCCUGGCUCGGACAAGGACACCGAGGACGGCAGUGCCUGGAAGCGAGACCCCUUCCAGGAGAGUGGCCUUCACCUGAGCCCCACGGCGGCUGAGGCCAAGGAGAAGGCUCGAGCCACUCGCAUCAAUAAGCGGGCGCCGCAGAUGGACUGGAACCGCAAGCGUGAGAUCUUCAGCAACUUCUGAGCCCCCCCCGCCUGUUCGCUGGGCCCCCCCCAGAGCCCCCCAAGCCUCAGUGGGCUGGAGGGUGGUCCCAUCACCACCCAGAAACAAACCUGUGCCCCAGGAAGCCCUCAUCCCGCCCCUGCCCGCUGGGUGCGGGGUGGGGGUGGGGGGGGCUGUUGCAGCAAGAUGGGGGGGAGACGGG
Lemur catta (Ring-tailed lemur) is the source of this 1471-nucleotide messenger RNA. RefSeq names its product SLC9A3 regulator 2 (gene NHERF2). The transcript has 8 exons. Gene Ontology annotation, molecular function: protein-membrane adaptor activity; signaling receptor binding. The record is from RefSeq and is a predicted model, not a curated record. Gene Ontology annotation, biological process: protein localization to plasma membrane. Bases 262 to 1290 code for a protein of 342 amino acids. Gene Ontology annotation, cellular component: apical plasma membrane. Lineage: Eukaryota; Metazoa; Chordata; Mammalia; Primates; Lemuridae.